Molecule: messenger RNA, 1577 nt
Organism: Manihot esculenta (cassava)
Lineage: Eukaryota; Viridiplantae; Streptophyta; Magnoliopsida; Malpighiales; Euphorbiaceae
Product: transcription factor bHLH96
Exons: 3
Coding region: 482-1480 (332 amino acids)
Biological process (GO): regulation of transcription by RNA polymerase II
Molecular function (GO): protein dimerization activity; RNA polymerase II cis-regulatory region sequence-specific DNA binding; DNA-binding transcription factor activity, RNA polymerase II-specific
Source: RefSeq, a predicted model, not a curated record
GUGUGUUAAAAAGAGAAUCUGUCUCUGUCCUCUGCUUGUGUGUGUGUGUGUGUGUGUUUGUGUGUGGUCUCUGGUGAUUAGUGACUGGUCUAACGAUGCAAUCUCACGUGCAACUCCCUGUAGCCAUGGUAGGGUUUUGAUUAAACUUCUUUAAAAGUCUCAUGGCUUUCUCUUCUUGAAGGGGAAGAUAAAAAAGGUGACUUUGCUCGGCCUUUUGGCAUUUCUAGUACUUGGGCUUUUGCUAUAUCUUCCUUUGGGUUUCUUUGAAGGAAAUACUCUCCAAUUCUUCAUAAUCAACUGGUCAUCAGGCCUUGAGCUGCUAGGGCUAGCUGCCAACCCACCCUUCUCCUCCCACCUUUCAACUCCCAAAGCACAACUCUGCAGUCCCUUCUUUUACUCUACCUCGUGGAUCUUUCACUAUUUAUGCCUCUAAUAAUCAAGGGAUAGAGAUCUCAAGGGAGACAUAACUUUAUAUUUAGUCAUGGCACUUGAAGCAGUAGUGUAUCCACAGGACCCCUUUAGUUAUGGCUACAAGGAUUGCUUUUCCUUUCCAUUUGGAGGAGCAUGGGGCUAUGAUUUUGAUUUACAAGAAGAAGAUAAAGUUUUUCUUGGGAUUCCUGCAGAACACAGCAGCAAUAAUAUAGAGCAACGACAUGGUCUCCGUUCAAAUUUGGAUUCCUCAUCGCCUUCCAUGAUUCAACAUGCAAAAGAUCAUUGGGAUCCUAAUUCUUCACCUGAGACUUGCGCUGUCGAUCAAUCUUUCCCUCCUCCUCCUCCUGGAGUAUUCCAUCCACUGGUACCACCUCCUACCACUGCUGGCCGGCGAAAGCGACGACGCACUAAGAGCACCAAGAAUAAGGAGGAAAUAGAGAACCAGAGGAUGACUCACAUUGCUGUUGAACGUAACCGGAGGAAGCAGAUGAAUGAGUAUCUUGCUGUGCUGAGGUCUCUGAUGCCUCCUUCCUAUGUUCAGAGGGGUGACCAAGCAUCCAUAAUAGGAGGUGCUAUUAACUUUGUGAAGGAGCUAGAGCAGCACUUGCAGACCAUGGAGGCCCACAAAAAGACCAAGCAGCAACCAGCUGCCGAUGAUGUCAGUGGCUUCUCUUCAUCACCAUUUGCUGACUUCUUCACCUUCCCACAGUACUCAUCGACACGAACUCUGCCUGCGGGUGAAGAAUCAGUAGCUGAUCAAAGUCAGUGGUCUGUGGCAGACAUAGAAGUGACCAUGGUGGAGAGCCAUGCCAAUCUUAAAAUACUUUCAAAGAAAAGACCCAAACAGCUCUUGAAGAUGGUGGCAGGUUUACAAGCCUUAAGGUUCAGUGUUCUCCACCUCAAUGUCUCUACUGUUGAUCAGUUGGUUCUUUAUUCAGUUAGCGUUAAGGUUGAGGAAGGAAGUCAUCUGAAUACAGUGGAUGAGAUUGCAGCUGCUGUUAAUCAAAUGUUACAGAGGAUUCAUGAAGAAGAUGCAGGUUUCAGCUAAAAAUCAAAACUACUGUAACCCUAAUUGGGAUUUUCUUCUGUAAUUGAGGUUGUUAAUAACCUCUGAUAAUGGAUUUCAGUUUUCUUUCUUGCUUUAA